AUGUCUGCUAAUACUGUACAUGUCGAAAACAUUUCCCUACAGACUAGCGAGAAGGAAGUUAAGGACUUCUUCAGCUUCUGUGGAAAGAUCACAAGCCUCGAACUUGGAUCUGUCGGAGAGACACAAAAGGCCACCGUUCAGUUCGAGAAGGAAACCGCCGCCAAGACAGCUCUUUUGCUCGACAACACCCAGCUUGGCUCUACUCAAGUCAAGGUUAGAAGCUCGUCUGGCUUCAACGAAGACGAUGGAAACCAUUAUACUUCCAACGAACAGCGUGAUAGCGACGAAAUAACCCAGGAGGAGAAGCCAAGAAGCCGUAUCAUCGCAGAAUACCUUGCCCAUGGUUACGCUAUCGGAGACACCGCUGCUCAACGAGCUAUCGACCUUGAUCAGAAGCAUGGAGUCUCUAGCCGCUUCCUCAACACCUUGAACAACCUCAAUAGCAAGUAUCAUGCCACUGAAAAGGCCAAGGCCGCUGAUGAAUCUUAUGGUGUCACACAAAAGGCCAACUCUCUCCUUUCUGGUUUGACAUCCUAUUAUGAAAAGGCUGCUGGAACCCCAACUGGUCAAAAGCUUGUGAACUUUUAUACACAAACUUCCCGCCAAGUUCAGGACAUUCAUACCGAGGCUCGCCGCUUGGCAGAUAUUAAGAAACAAGAAGGCCCCCAAAAGGUCCCUGGUACCGAGAAGACAACUUGUAAGUGUGGUUCAGUUUCUGGAGAAUGCCCAUGUGCCCCUGGAGCUUGUGCCUGUAGCGAUUGUGGCAAAUCCGAUGUCAAGAAGGUCCCAGGUACCGAUAAAACAACCUGCGGUUGCGGCGGUAAUACCUCGAAGUGCGGCUGUGCUCCUGGUCAAUGCAGCUGCAACUCCUGCCCCAAGGCUGAGACGGAGAAGGUCCCUGGUAGCGAGAAGACAACUUGCAAGUGUGGUGGAAACAGCAAAGACUGUCCCUGCGCGGAAGGCCAAUGUGCUUGCACUGGAUGUUGUAAAUAG
Molecule: messenger RNA, 993 nt
Organism: Sclerotinia sclerotiorum 1980 UF-70
Lineage: Eukaryota; Fungi; Ascomycota; Leotiomycetes; Helotiales; Sclerotiniaceae
Exons: 2
Coding region: 1-993 (330 amino acids)
Molecular function (GO): RNA binding
Source: RefSeq, a predicted model, not a curated record